Messenger RNA from Enhydra lutris kenyoni (northern sea otter), 3172 nucleotides. RefSeq names its product SRY-box 12 (gene SOX12). Gene Ontology annotation, molecular function: RNA polymerase II cis-regulatory region sequence-specific DNA binding; DNA-binding transcription factor activity, RNA polymerase II-specific. Bases 317 to 1267 code for a protein of 316 amino acids. Gene Ontology annotation, biological process: anatomical structure morphogenesis; positive regulation of transcription by RNA polymerase II; cell differentiation. The transcript has a single exon. Lineage: Eukaryota; Metazoa; Chordata; Mammalia; Carnivora; Mustelidae. The record is from RefSeq and is a predicted model, not a curated record.
GGCUGCGAGGAGAGCCCGCGGGGGCCGGAGGGUGCGAUUCCUCCGCCCCCGCAAAACAAUGUGCAGCGUGCGGCAGGGCGCAACUUGCCGGAGGCGGCGGGGGCGCGCCGAGCCCGCCUGAGACCGCGCCGCUGACCUUCUCCCCCCGCCGUCCGUUGGGCCCGAGCACCCAGCUCCUCGCUCCCCAGCUCGCGGGGGCCGGGCCGAGCUGCGGGGCGGGGCCGCCCCUCCGUCGCUGCUGCCUCCUCCCCCACCCCCAGCCGCGGAGGAUGCGGACGGCCCCCGGCGGCGUCUAGCGGCCCCGGGCCCAGGCGCGAUGGUGCAGCAACGGGGCGCGAGGGCCAAGCGGGACGGCGGGCCGCCGCCCCCGGGGCCCGGGCCGGCCGAGGAGGGGGCGCGCGAACCCGGCUGGUGCAAGACGCCGAGCGGCCACAUUAAGAGACCGAUGAACGCGUUCAUGGUGUGGUCGCAGCACGAGCGGCGGAAGAUCAUGGACCAGUGGCCCGACAUGCACAACGCCGAGAUCUCCAAGCGCCUGGGCCGCCGCUGGCAGCUGCUGCAGGACUCGGAGAAGAUCCCGUUUGUGCGGGAGGCGGAGCGGCUGCGCCUCAAGCACAUGGCGGAUUACCCGGACUACAAGUACCGGCCGCGCAAAAAGAGCAAGGGGGCGCCCGCCAAGGCGCGGCCCCGCCCCCCCGGCGGUGGUGGUGGCGGUGGCGGCAGCCGGCUCAAGCCCGGGCCGCAGCUGCCUGGCCGCGGGGGCCGCCGAGCAGCGGGCGGGCCUUUGGGGGGCAGCGCGGCGGCGCCCGAGGACGACGACGAGGACGACGACGAGGAGCUGCUGGAAGUGCGCCUGGUCGAGACCCCCGGGAGGGAGCUGUGGAGGAUGGUCCCGGCGGGGCGGGCUGCCCGGGGACCAGCGGAGCGCGCCCAGGGGCCGUCGGGCGAGGGGGCGGCUGUCACCACCGCCUCCCCCACUCCGUCGGAGGACGAGGAGCCGGAGGAAGAGGAGGAGGAGGCGGCGGCUGCGGAGGAAGGCGAAGAGGAGACGGUGGCGUCGGGGGAGGAGCCGCUGGGCUUUCUGUCCAGACUGCCCCCCGGCCCCGCCGGCCUGGACUGCAGCGCCCUGGACCGCGACCCAGACCUGCCGCCCCCCUCGGGCACGUCGCAUUUCGAGUUCCCGGACUACUGCACCCCCGAGGUUACCGAGAUGAUCGCGGGGGAUUGGCGCCCGUCUAGCAUCGCCGACCUGGUUUUCACCUACUGAGCCCACCGUCAGCGGGGCGCGCACGCCCCCAAACCAGCUGUUUACAUACAGGAAUCAGGUAUUGGGGCCCCUCGGAGGCCGAGGCUGGCACCCCAUCUCCCGCGCAGCCUCCCCCCUCCUAGACGUGCCCAUCCCCCUCAAAUCCAGACAUGCCCCUCCCCCGCAGACACACCCCAAGGCAGCCCCACCCCCCCUCUUUCCCUGUCAUCCAAGCCCCGCCCCAUCUUGCCCCCUCCCGCACAGCCACCAGCAGCCAGCCCCCCUCCUCUACACCGCGCGUCCACGCCUACAGACCUGCACCCCUCCCCCACCUCGCACACGCCCCUCCUCGUGGCCGGAGGACACGCCCCUGCCCUUGCUCCUGAAUCCCUCCGCCUUUGCCUAGCCCGCCUCCUCUCUUGUUUAGGGGGGCGCUGCGGCUGGGCGGCACCGCACGCUCCUCCCAUGCCCCCCUCCUCUCCCUCGCCAAGCGCCGGGGCCCGCCCCCUUCUCGCGCAUGCUUAAUGCUUCUUGGGAGGAGGGGGUCAGUCCCAGUUGAACCGCACGCCUCUGUGGCCCGCUUCGGGAAGAAUUGGGGCGGGUAUUGAACGAUCCUGAGAAAUCUUUUGAUCCGGGAGCCGCGGCUUCCUUUCAACCCGACGGGGCGUCACUGCCUUAAUGGGAGGAGCGCUAAGGAAGGGGGAGAAAGAGACUAGCUGGCCCGGAAGGAUUUGGUUUGGAGCUUGGAACUCUCCCUGGUGGCAUAGCCCCUUUUCCUUGCGGGGUUGCCCAGACUGAGGUGCACCUCCUCCUCCUCCCUCCCCCCCCCCAAUCCCCUGCCCAUACACACCGCUAGGCUGCCUCUACAGUCUACCUUGGUUCCAGAAACCUCCCUUUUCUUUACCCCACCUGGGAAUUGGGAAUAGGGUCUUCAUCCGGAACUGGACCACGAGAGGACUGCCCAAGAAAACUCCGAACCAAGGCAUUUCAGUCUAUCUGGGGACAGGGUUCUUGCUGCUCCCCACUCCACCCCCUCCAAGUGCCCCAUCAAGUCAAAGGCACACUCGCAGUCUGGGCUCCUCCCUACGCCGACCACUCCUUUCUAUCACUCCGAGUCCUGUGCCCACAGUGACAGUAUUCAGUGGGAGAAACUGAGGCACGUUGGUACAGGGUGGGGGGUGUUGAGACUGAGGCAUGAUAGCAGCCGGCGUGGCAAGAAGACCCCCACUUUUAAACAGCUGGCUUGAGAGAGACUAACGACUGGGCCAGUGAGACUGAAAGGAGGGUCAGAGUAGUAGAGGUCCGCCGUUUGCGCGUGUUUUUCCAUGUGAAAACUCGGGAUAGCGCUGCUGCCUGAGGAGGUUGUGUUCCGUUCCGUUCCGUUCCGGGGUGCCCUCAAUGACCCUACCCCUCUUAGUCCUCAAAUCCUGCCCCUCCGGCCUCCCCACGCCCCCUUCAGCCCUCACUACCUGUAUCUCACCGGCGUGUGUUCACCCUCUUGGGUGUGCACACACUCUCAUUCACACACACACAAAUCUCAGGAACAAACGGUCCCAGAGUCCUCUCGGACCCCUGCCCAGGGUCUCCGCAGGUCUCUGCCCCACGCGUUCCCGUCGCUGACAAAGCCACCAGCUGCCUCCUUUAAGCUUGGUGCUCCGGCUCUGGGCCUUUCUCGCGCUCUCUGUCUCUCUCUUUCUUUCUCUCUCUCUCUCUUUCUUUUUUUUUUUUUUAAAGAAAAACAACAACAACAAAAAGACAAUGAAAAAAACAGAAAACGUCAUGUGAGUGAAGAGAUGUCACUGUCUGUGGUCUUGGAGAACUAGUCUAGUAGCCGAGGGGAGGGGUCCCUCUGAUCUGGGGCACUGGCACCCACAGCAGGACUCCGCCAGUCUGAUGCCAGGACUGAAUAAAGUGUAUUUGCCCCGA